Messenger RNA from Terrapene triunguis (Three-toed box turtle), 1128 nucleotides. RefSeq names its product 3-hydroxy-3-methylglutaryl-CoA lyase (gene HMGCL). Gene Ontology annotation, biological process: ketone body biosynthetic process; L-leucine catabolic process. The record is from RefSeq and is a predicted model, not a curated record. Gene Ontology annotation, molecular function: hydroxymethylglutaryl-CoA lyase activity. The coding region runs from base 23 to 991 and encodes 322 amino acids. The transcript has 9 exons. Lineage: Eukaryota; Metazoa; Chordata; Testudines; Emydidae.
UCUGUCACGUGAGCGUCCCAAGAUGGUGGCGGCCAAGCGGGCGCUUCCGUGGUUGGCGGCUUCGCUCCGCCCGAUCAGCUCUACGGCAGCUGGUUCCCUUCCCAAGCAAGUGAAAAUAGUUGAAGUUGGCCCCAGAGAUGGACUGCAAAAUGAAAAAAAUAUUGUCCCUACACAGGUGAAAAUCAGCUUAAUUAAUAUGCUGUCUGAAACAGGACUUCCAGUCAUAGAGGCUACCAGCUUUGUUUCUCCCAAAUGGGUUCCUCAGAUGGCUGACCACACAGAAGUCUUGCAGGGAAUUCAGAAAUUUCCUGGUGUCAGCUACCCAGUACUGACCCCUAAUCUUAAAGGAUUUCAAGCAGCGGUGGCAGCAGGGGCCAAGGAGGUGUCUAUCUUUGGAGCAGCCUCUGAACUCUUCACUAAGAAGAACAUUAACUGCUCCAUAGAGGAGAGUUUGCAGAGGUUCAGUGAAGUGAUGCAUGCAGCAGGAGCGGCCAGUAUUCCAGUCAGAGGGUAUGUCUCUUGUGUUCUUGGUUGUCCCUAUGAAGGAAAGAUUGCCCCUGCUAAGGUUGCAGAGGUAUCCAAGAAGAUGUACUCCAUGGGGUGCUACGAGAUUUCCCUGGGUGACACCAUCGGUGUUGGGACCCCUGGGAGCAUGAAGGAAAUGCUCUCUGCAGUCAUGAAAGAGGUACCCGUCGGGGCCCUUGCCGUUCACUGCCAUGAUACCUAUGGGCAGGCUCUCGCCAACACCUUAGUAGCACUUCAGAUGGGUGUGAGUGUGGUCGAUUCCUCAGUUGCUGGUCUCGGAGGCUGCCCGUACGCACAAGGAGCAUCAGGAAAUGUAGCUACAGAAGACUUGGUGUACAUGCUACAUGGCCUGGGGAUUCAUACCGGAGUGGAUCUACAGAAGCUGAUGGAGGCAGGUGUGUUUAUCUGCAAAGCACUGAACAGAAGAACCAGUUCAAAAGUGGUUCAGGCUUCCAGCAGACUGUGACACGGAUCAGUUUCUCCUCCGACAAGUCAGUGAAGAAAGGCUCAGUGAGGAUCUGGAGCCUUGCCAAGUUUACAUUUGCUGUCUGGGUUCUUAAAUAUUCCCUUUUGGGCUUUGGACUUGGUGAACGGGAGACUAUA